GGCCGCCCGUCUGUCUGGGUGUCUACGCGGGUGCAGCCGUGCGCCCCUCCCCAGCCUUGGGUGCUGUGCAGGGGGAGGCAGGGCGUUUGCAGAGCCUGGCCCGCACCCCACAUCCGCAGCCGACUGACCCUCAGCGCCCGCGCCCCUCCCCUCGCAGCCCGCGGAGCACCCCCCCUCUCCCCCGCAGCCCGUGCGCGGGAGCCUACGGGGGCCAAGGCGCGGCCGCAGGGUCGCCAGCUCCCUUGUUCUCGCUCGCUCGCUCUUAGCGCCCGGGGGCAGCCGAGCCAGGAAGCCCCAGCCACCUGCCCUCCAGGAUGAAGAAGCUCCAGGGAGCUCACCUCCGCAAGCCCGUCACCCCAGACCUGCUGAUGACCCCCAGUGACCAGGGGGAUGUGGACCUGGAUGUGGACUUUGCUGCCGACAGGGGCAACUGGACAGGCAAACUGGACUUCCUGCUGUCCUGCAUUGGCUACUGUGUGGGCCUAGGCAAUGUCUGGCGCUUCCCCUACCGUGCCUACACCAACGGGGGAGGCGCCUUCCUCGUGCCCUACUUCCUCAUGCUGGCCAUCUGUGGCAUCCCCCUCUUCUUCCUCGAGCUCUCUCUAGGCCAGUUCUCCAGCCUGGGACCCCUGGCCGUCUGGAAGAUCAGCCCCCUUUUCAAAGGUGCCGGCGCGGCCAUGCUGCUGAUCGUGGGCCUCGUGGCCAUCUACUACAACAUGAUCAUCGCCUACGUCCUCUUCUACCUCUUCGCCUCCCUCACCAGCGACCUGCCCUGGGAGCACUGCGGCAACUGGUGGAACACUGACCUGUGCCGGGAGCACCGAGGCCCCAAGGACCACAAUGGGACGCCGGCGCUCAAUCUUAGCGGCACUGUCAGCCCUAGCGAGGAGUACUGGAGCCGCUAUGUCCUGCACAUACAAGGCAGCCGGGGCAUCGGCAGCCCCGGGGAGAUCCGCUGGAACCUCUGCCUCUGUUUGCUGCUCGCCUGGGUCAUCGUGUUCCUCUGCAUCCUCAAGGGGGUCAAGUCCUCAGGCAAGGUGGUGUACUUCACGGCCACGUUCCCCUACCUCAUCCUGCUCAUGCUGCUGGUCCGAGGGGUCACACUCCCGGGUGCUUGGAAGGGCAUCCAGUUCUAUCUCACCCCCCAGUUCCAUCACCUGCUGUCUUCUAAGGUGUGGAUCGAGGCCGCCCUGCAGAUCUUCUACUCCCUGGGUGUGGGCUUCGGGGGGCUUCUCACCUUUGCCUCCUACAACACCUUCCACCAAAACAUCUAUAGGGACACCUUCAUCGUCACCCUGGGCAAUGCCAUCACCAGCAUCCUGGCCGGCUUCGCCAUCUUCUCCGUGCUGGGCUACAUGUCGCAGGAACUGGAUGUCCCUGUGGACCAGGUCGCCAAAGCAGGCCCUGGCCUGGCCUUUGUGGUCUACCCACAGGCUAUGACCAUGCUGCCCCUGGCACCCUUCUGGUCCUUCCUCUUCUUCUUCAUGCUGCUGACACUCGGCUUGGACAGCCAGUUUGCCUUUCUGGAGACCAUCGUGACAUCUGUGACGGAUGAAUUUCCCUACUACCUGCGGCCCAAGAAGGCUGUGUUCUCGGGGCUCAUCUGCGUGGCCAUGUACCUCAUGGGGCUGGUGCUCACCACUGAUGGGGGCAUGUACUGGCUGGUCCUCUUGGAUGACUACAGCGCCAGCUUUGGGCUCAUGGUGGUGGUGAUCACAACGUGCCUGGCUGUCACCCGGGUGUAUGGCAUCCAGAGAUUCUGCAGAGACAUCCACAUGAUGCUGGGCUUCAAGCCAGGAAUCUACUUCAGGGCCUGCUGGCUGUUCCUAUCCCCAGCCACACUCUUGGCCCUGCUAGUGUACAGCAUUGUCAAGUACCAGCCCUCUGAGUAUGGCAGCUACCGCUUCCCAGCCUGGGCCGAGCUGCUUGGCAUCCUCAUGGGCCUGCUGUCCUGCCUGAUGAUCCCGGCUGGCAUGCUGGUGGCCGUGCUGCGAGAGGAGGGCUCCCUCUGGGAGCGGCUCCAGCAGGCCAGCCGACCGACCAUGGACUGGGGGCCGUCACUGGAGGAGAACAGGACGGGCAUGUAUGUGGCCACUCUGGCCGGGAGCCAGUCACCCAAGCCGCUGAUGGUGCACAUGCGCAAGUAUGGGGGCAUCACCAGCUUCGAGAACACCGCCAUCGAGGUGGACCGUGAGAUGGCCGAGGAGGAGGAGUCCAUGAUGUGAGGCGGGGCGGCAGAGCCAGGGCCACACGGGCAGCAGUGUGGUCGAGGCUGUGGGAGGGUGCAACUGGGAUGCUGGCCUUGGGCAGGGCCCUCCUGUGGCCUCCACCUCUCCUCAACCCCCUACACACACACACACACACACACACACACACACACACACUCCUACACAUAUUCAUAUUCCUGUUCACCCCUACACAAAAGCUAUACACACCCCUACACACACCCUACACACAUACUUACACACACACACACAUACACACACACACACACCUUAAAAACUGACAAUGAUCCCAUUCAGCCAUUUUACAGAUGGACAGACUGAGGCCAAGGAGGAAGGACAUGGCCCAAGGGACUAGACCUCAAAUAUUCGGACCAGCCAGCUCCCUUCUUUUUUAUAUGGCAGCUGGGGUCAUUUCCAUAGCUCCAUGCAGGGCCCAGACUCCACUUUUCUUGGAGGGAGGGGGCUGCUUGCCCUCACAUGAACUGACACAAACACAAGGAGGCUGGAGUGGCAGGAGGCCAGGGUCAAGGGUCAGAGCUGGCAAGCCAGGGGGAGAAUUGCAGGGGGGCUACAUGUGCAGGGCAGGAGGUAGGGCAGAGGGCAGGCAGGAGGGGCUGGUUCAACCAAAGUGUGGAAGUUAGACUGUCUCCCCCUCUACCCUGAGGUCAGAAGCUUGGACCCUGGAGCCAGGGGUCAGGGAGUUGGGGGAGUGGGAGACUUUACAAUAGGCACCAGAGGGGCUGAGGGCUUGGAAAGGGCAGUGGGGGGUAGGGGGCUGUCUUAACUUUGCUUCAGGUGACGUCAUUCAUUCUGGGCCAAUGUGCAGGGUGCAUUAGCAGGGUGUGGUGGUGGGGAGGGGGUCUGCAAAGCGUGGGCCAGAGGGGGCUGUGGCCUGAGCUAGGGUAUGAGAGGGGGGUGGAGAAGAGGUGUGUCUACAUUCACUAUGGCUGGCCCUGCAGGCUCAGGCCAGAAGGAGGCAGGAAGAAGGAGCCUCAGCCAAUAUUCAGAGCCCUGCUCUUCCCCUUCCCUGAGUCCCAGUGGCCCUCGUGGCCCUCCCAGCACUGCUAAGAGAUUAGCUGUAGUUGACCAGGGCGACUCAGAGAAGGUCCACCUGGGUGGCCCUCUCCCCACUCUGCUCCUCAGGUGUGAGGAAGGAGGGGGGGCCACACACCAGGCCUGUGGCCAGAAGUCUUGGCAUCUUCCACUUCCAGCCUUGGGAAGGGCUGCCGUGGCGUCCCUGCUUCCCCAAGUGAUGGCUGGAGCAUAAUGACGCCUGAGUGUUGUCUGCCAGUGCCACCAGUUCUUAUUUCUCUCCUGGUGUGUCCCCUGCCCAUCCGUGUUCUGUCCAUUUUCUUGUUCAUGAAUAAACACCAAUGAGGUCA
Molecule: messenger RNA, 3607 nt
Organism: Erinaceus europaeus (western European hedgehog)
Lineage: Eukaryota; Metazoa; Chordata; Mammalia; Eulipotyphla; Erinaceidae
Gene: SLC6A7
Product: solute carrier family 6 member 7
Exons: 14
Coding region: 315-2225 (636 amino acids)
Biological process (GO): sodium ion transmembrane transport
Cellular component (GO): membrane
Molecular function (GO): L-proline transmembrane transporter activity
Source: RefSeq, a predicted model, not a curated record